CUCCAACCCCCCCCCCCCACAUCUCUGCUUCCGCAGAGGGGCGAGGGACAGGCCGGGCUCGGGGUGCUCUCCCGGCAGGACCAAUCCAGGGGCGGGGUCAGCAGCGCGUGGCUGGAGUGAGGGGGAGUGAAGUCCGAGGCGAAAGGCGGGGAGGAAGCAGUCCGAGCCGCUUCAAACUGCCGUUACCCUGCCAACGGUGGCGUGAGCCCGGCACACGUUCUCGGCGCUCCGUUACCAUGGACACGCACCCCCUUCUCCAGCCUCGCUUCGGUUUCCCGCCCCCGCCUCCGCGAUUCCCGGGGCCCUGCGGCUCCGGUUUCCAUGGCAACACAGGAGCCCAAGUCUGGGGCUUUAUUCCCCUUCCUGGUCAUGCCAGGACAGUGUGUCUCCCUCCCCCGAGUUCUCUCCAUGGAGCCAGCUCCUGUCUGAGUUCUCCGGGGCACUUGUGGGCCGGGGCAGAGUUCCUUGCUCCCUCGCAGAAACAAGAAGCCUCGUCCAUUCGGUCCCACAGAGCCGAGUCCGCUGUCGUUUCCCUUCUGUUGCCCGGGCCUCUGUCUGGUGAAACCAGGGGACCCACGGGGCCAGCCCCUCCUGGCACCCAUUCCCACCGCCUCCCUCUUGGAAGCAUGGUGUCCUCAUGCCCCACCUCCAGCUCCCUCUCUAGCUCCUCACUGACUUGAGAACAUGGGGGUAAACCGAGACUGAGCUCGAGAAGAGGAUCUCUCAGACCACAGAGAAGAUGAACUCCAGAUCUGAGCAGAAACCAAGAGCUUUACACCCAUUGGGAUCCCUAAACUGAACUCACAAGUCCAGAAGUCUUGCCUCCCCUGGAACCCGCAAGUCAGACACAAAGGCCCGUUAGUUCUUCCCCCUCCUGGGGGCUCCAGAAACAGAACCCAGGAGUUCUGCCUCCAAGCCCUGGUGCCUGGCAACAGCUCUGUGACCUCAGGCCCCAGGCCUAGAACAGAGGCUUGCAGGCCCAGCUCCCCUGCCCUCCGGGGGCUGUCCUCACUGACCAUGGCAGCCGGCACUUCCCAGCCCUUGUCCCUCUUUGAGGCUGAUUCCACCUGGGCCCUCAUCAAAGACAAGGUUAUCGAGGAGCGCUUUGGACCCAGUGUGGUGGCUGUUCCCUUCCUGGCAGACGCCGCGUGCUAUGACCUUCUGGGAGUGCUGGUGAAGCAAAAGUCAAAGCCACCCCCGUGGCUCAUCCGGGCCCGCCUCGGCCUACCCUUGCCGCUCGGGCUGGGGCUGCCCCGCCGGAGCCGGAGAGCUCUAUUACCUGUGGGACCGCUGCCAAAGUUGCUGGAGCGUUCAGGGCCCGAAGGUGCCUUUGCCCACUGUACGAGGGAGUACUCCCCCAAGGGCAGGGCUGAGGUAGGCUAUGAGGAAACGAGACUGGUAGAUGGGCAGCCCUGUCGCAUCAGCCUGCAGCUGGGGGGCUUGCGCAAACGUGUGGCCUUUCUGCUACUCCCACCAGGUCAAGUGAGCCUCCAGCCAGCUCUGCCCUGGCUCCGUGGCACCCACAGCAUUUAUGUCAUCUACCAGGUCUUCUCCUGCUCCUGGCUGCAACUGGUCCUUGCACCCACAGCCUGUGAGCCCCGCCAGCUGCGCCUUCAGUACCCCUUGCCAGUGGCCUUUUCUUGCCUCAAGUUUGCACUUCAGCCCAAGGGCAUGCUAGGUCCACAGAGGCCACUGACUGGGGACAAACUGCCUCGGGAAGCCAGCUGGGUCCGACCGGGUCCUGAGUCCACAGUGAACUCAGUACUGACCCCAUCCCUGUCCUCAACCCUAUCCAAUACCCUUCUUGAUACUGAUGCCCCACCCUCCCAACAGCCACCCACACCACCCAGCCAGGGUCCCCCAGAAGGACGGACGACCAGGUUCUCCUAUAAGGGUCGCAACCCCUUCCGAAGGGGGCCAAACACGCUGUCGGGUACCGGGAAAAAAAAAGAGAACUGGCUCUUCAGCCCUCGAAACCCCUCAUCAGGGAACCAGGGCGGGGGCCCAGGGGACCCGGACCGGCACUCCAUGUCCCUGCCUCUGCUGCAGGGCCUAUCAGCGGAAUUCGACAGUGAUGACUAAGGGGAAGGGGGAGGCAGGAGGAGAGGGGCUCAACCCAAGGGCUUGGUGCAAGGAGCCUAGUCCCCAAUAAAUAUUAGCUGCAACUCCCCAAAACCAUCCCAGACCAACACUGCCUCUUCCUUCUGGGUGCUGAGUGGGUGGGCCAAAGCCCCAGGAUGCUCAAGGUCUACU
Molecule: messenger RNA, 2253 nt
Organism: Sarcophilus harrisii (Tasmanian devil)
Lineage: Eukaryota; Metazoa; Chordata; Mammalia; Dasyuromorphia; Dasyuridae
Gene: C3H11orf42
Product: chromosome 3 C11orf42 homolog
Exons: 3
Coding region: 1018-2082 (354 amino acids)
Source: RefSeq, a predicted model, not a curated record